Molecule: messenger RNA, 546 nt
Organism: Juglans regia (Persian walnut)
Lineage: Eukaryota; Viridiplantae; Streptophyta; Magnoliopsida; Fagales; Juglandaceae
Exons: 1
Coding region: 1-546 (181 amino acids)
Molecular function (GO): RNA-DNA hybrid ribonuclease activity; nucleic acid binding
Source: RefSeq, a predicted model, not a curated record
AUGGUUUCUGAACUCCACUUGUCCAAGAAUGCCCGAGUUAAAAAGGCCCUCCUGCCUCCCCCUCACACAACCCAGUGGUGCAAAGCCCCCCUCAACCAAUACAAAAUCAAUUGGGAUGCUGCCAUUGACAAGGUUAACUGCAGAAUAGGUAUUGGUGUGAUCAUUAGGGAUUGGAAUGGUUGUGUCUCUGCCAUUCUAAGGUCCACCUGCUCCUCCUUCCCUGACCCUCUGCUUGGAGAAGCUAUUGCAGCAUUAAGUGCUAUCAAGUUCUGCUAUGACUUAGGCCCCAGAUCCAUCAUCCUCAAAGGAGAUUCACUAAAUGUGGUUAAUGCCGUCAAUGGUCCGGAGACGAAUUGGAGCUCAGUUGGCAUGAUCAUAACAGACCUCAAGAAGCUACUAAUUCAAGUAGGAGCUAGGAAAGUUUUGUAUGUCCCUCAUGAGUCUAAUGUAGUGGCUCAUUGUUUGGCCAAAAGUUCACUAGAUCUCCUCGAGGAAUCUAUCCAUGUAGAGGACUACCCUCAAUGUAUUCACAACCUCAUUCGUUGA